AUGGCCGUGGUAAGAGUCGACCAUGACUCUCUUCAGGCCGAGAAACAUUUGAUGCAUGAAACUCUCCAGGCAUACAUUUAUGGCAAGAUUCAUCCGUUGAUCAAGAACCGUGUCUGGCCCCGCAUUGUGGUUUGUGGCCAUUAUUCCCGAAACGGUCCCAAUGUACAUAUUUCACCCAAUGAGAAACGAGAAAAACGUUUCAACUGGCAUCGACCAACAGCAGUUAUCAUCGACGACUCGACCCUGGAAAUCAGGUGUUUUCCGGGGCGUGAUUACGUGCUGCAUUACGCUCUCCUCAUCGCAUAUUACCUCAACCUAAAUUCGAUCAAAGCGCCUGCAUCAGUGAUAGAAUACCGCCUACCCUCUUCGGAAGAUUGUUUGGAUCUCCUCUCGCAAUCAAAUCUGAGGUUCAUGGGCCCUGUUGAUACUGUCAUCCUGGGGUAUGUGAAUCACCUGGCCACCAAUGAUAAUUAUCCCUGGGAGACAGGGACAGAUGAGCCGAACCAAUUAUUUGCGUGGAAGCGCUCCCUUCGAGCGGACGGGAGUACUGUCGCUUUUGUGGGAAGCAUGAUGAGCCUCUGGGGUGAUAUCAUCGGAAAUGCUGUUCGCACAAUGCAAGUCCAGAACAACAUAUCGAGCGUUAUAUAUAUGGGCAAGGCUGGUUCAUUACGGACACAAGAUAUCCCGAAUCAGGUCCUCGUUACUGGUGAAACAAGUCACCUAAACAACAAAAUUCUCUCUUGGAAAAGCCCACUCACGACAACACUAUCAACACAGCAUAUCGCACACCUUUGCCAGGGGACACAUAUUACAGUCCCGAGCCCCUUGGUUGAGACUGAGCUUUGGUUGGCCAUGAACAAGCACGAUGCAGACUGGGUCGACUGUGAGGUCGGUUACCUCGCACAAGCCUGCCAGGAACACAAUACUCGAUUCGGGUAUUUACACUUCAUCUCAGAUAAUGUGGCACAAAGAUACCUGUACAAUCUUGCAACAGAGCGCCAAGAUGCUGUCAUCAGUGCACGGAAGGACAUUUGGGAUGAAAUUCGACGGAUCCUAGCUCUCCAUCUAGGUAUAGAAAGCCUAGAGGGGGGUGUGAGGGGAGCCACUUUGUAA
Molecule: messenger RNA, 1113 nt
Organism: Penicillium arizonense
Lineage: Eukaryota; Fungi; Ascomycota; Eurotiomycetes; Eurotiales; Aspergillaceae
Exons: 1
Coding region: 1-1113 (370 amino acids)
Biological process (GO): nucleoside metabolic process
Molecular function (GO): catalytic activity
Source: RefSeq, a predicted model, not a curated record